AAUAUUGUUGUUUUCACGUAUGACCAGUAGAGGGCGCUGUCAGAUUAUGAGAUGUCACGUCGACAAGCUUGUCGGAUAAGUACAGCUCAUUCAAUUUUACAGCCGUUGAAACGGAGCACGAGACAACGGAUGUUGCGUUACAGUUCCACGCGCCACGCACUGUACCCUCGUCGCCUACUGACCUGCUCGCGGCACACCUAGUAUUCGAGACCACAUAAACUUUCUCCCACUGCAACUGCUUGUUAGUCUUGAUCCUAAACGUGUAAGACGAGGACCUCAGCCCUCGCUCUUACUCUAUAAGCCUUCCAACGCACAAAAUUGGUAUAACCAAUCAAAACAUACUUUAGUUAUACUACAAUACUUGAUCUCUUGCAUCUUAGUCAGGGCUAGCGUUGCCUGUUUUGUGAUACCAUUCAAUAAUAAAGAACCCAUUCACAUUCAUACGAAAGGCUGAAUGAUAAUAUUAUACAAGAAGACCAAGGACUAAAUAGCGCAAAUUAGUCUUGGUUUUGGUUAAGCUGAACAACAUUAUUGAAGACGACGGCAUCAUGCUAGAAGAUAGAGAUAUGCAGCCAGACGACUUGUCCAAACCCAAACAAUACGCCACUUUCAAGAAGUCGCUUAUGAAGCGAUACUUGGAUGGGUGUGAGGAUGCUCGAUCUUAUAACAACCUUUUGUUGAAAAAGUCAUCAGGUCAUCGCAGUAAGACGAAUACACUACUUCAGAAUAUUUUACAACAGCCUCCUCAGCACCUUCCGUUCUCCAUGAUCGCCUUGUCUCACCACCCAGCCUUCUCCUGCAACACCACAACAGGAUCCUUACCUCCAAGUCCAGCGGAUAGCGGAGUAUCAGAUGUGGACAGUAGUAGUGGUCACCUGAGUAACGACGAAUCGAAACCUAAGCUUAGAUGCACACCAGCGUCUUCAAGAACACCAGACUCCUCUUCAUCUAAUGGCCAGCCCUAUUUUCAGUCCUACCCCCAGGUGGCGCUAUCACCACGCCAUUCUCAUCACCUUUAUUCGCAAAGACCUUAUCCUAGUAUUGUCCAAUUCUCUUCAGAAAACCAUUACAAGACCUCUCAGUCUCAAUACUUUGUGGAGUCUCCAAUCCAACAAAAGCCGCAUAGUACCCAAAACAUUAUUCAACACAAAAGGAGUUCUUCCCAUUCAGUUACACAGUCAGACUCAUUCCCUCCGUUACCCCGUCCUACACCUUCAGCUCAUUCCAGCCACCCUCACGUUUCGAGUACCAGUUAUUUGGGACCAUCUCCUAAUCUCCAUGAACAUCCUCAAUUCUCCUCCAGUAACGUUUCUUUGACAAGACCAUCUUCAUCCUCAUCAACAUCUCCUUCCUCUUCUGGACUUCACUCACCUGUUGGUAAACCUCCCGCUACCCCCCCAACAUCCGUUAUUACUGCAGCUCAUAGCAGCAGCAACUUUGGAGAUGAUCCGUCCUUUUAUGUUGAAGAUCUCUCUUUCCAACCAAAAGUAAAAAGAAAGGUCGAAAACCUAAGAAUUCUGAAAGUGGGGCAACAUACGUGAAAAGAAAGAGCAGAGAAAGUGCGACUACCUAUUUGUGGGAGUUUCUACUUAAACUUUUACAAGACAAAGAAUACUGUCCACGCUACAUAAAGUGGACAAACAGAGAAAAAGGCAUAUUUAAAUUAGUUGA
Messenger RNA from Limulus polyphemus (Atlantic horseshoe crab), 1671 nucleotides. Its product is annotated as putative protein TPRXL. The record is from RefSeq and is a predicted model, not a curated record. The transcript is spliced from 7 exons. Bases 549 to 1541 code for a protein of 330 amino acids. Lineage: Eukaryota; Metazoa; Arthropoda; Merostomata; Xiphosura; Limulidae.